Hippocampus zosterae (dwarf seahorse) is the source of this 2275-nucleotide messenger RNA. It is a transcript of the gene irak3, whose product is annotated as interleukin-1 receptor-associated kinase 3. Gene Ontology annotation, biological process: protein phosphorylation; signal transduction. Gene Ontology annotation, molecular function: protein binding; protein kinase activity; ATP binding. The record is from RefSeq and is a predicted model, not a curated record. The coding region runs from base 168 to 1880 and encodes 570 amino acids. Gene Ontology annotation, cellular component: plasma membrane. NCBI's taxonomy places the organism in Eukaryota, Metazoa, Chordata, Actinopteri, Syngnathiformes, Syngnathidae. The transcript has 12 exons.
CACUCAUUGUUUACCACUGAAGCCGGAGGGUGGCAUACCGGAAAAGGUUCAUGCAAGCCGCCGCAUGACUAUACUAGUGCGUGUCUGAGAGCGGACGGGAAUUUCCACACUUUCAUCAGAAGUAAAAUAAAAAUUGGGGUGACACUCGCGGCUGUUAUCUGCCUAAAAUGGACCCAAACACGUUUCUCUACAAUGUCCCCCCGUUCGUCAUUUUAAGAUUUUGUGAAAUCAUGGACACGGGAUGUCACCGCUAUGGAUGGCGCGGACUAGCUGCCCGCAUCGUCCCGAGCUUCACGGAGAUCCGCAUGUACGAGCGCAUGGAGGCAGGGGGUCGCAGUCCGACAAAGGAACUGCUAUGGUGUUGGGCCCAGCAGAACCCGCGAGUGCAGGACCUGCUGGAAGUCCUGCAGGACAUGGGUCACUACAGGGCCAUGCAGCUCUUUCAGGACCAGUGUUAUGCAGUCAAAGGUACUGUAAAUGCUGCUUCCAAGUUUCCUGCACCCGGGCGAUACAUCAGUCAAGUAAUAAGCACAGAUGCGACACCUUUGCCCCUCAGUGAUAAAUGCGAACUCACAGGACAUAAUAAGAGGGAGGCCAUCGGGUUUGAGACGAGUCAUUCUAAUGAUACAAUGAGUCCGAGAGAACCGCAGCCACAAAUCAGUUUACAGAACAUUGUGGCGGGAACCAGAGAUUUUAACAAGGAAAUGAGAAUUUCGGAAGGCAGCUUCUCUGACGUCUACCUGGCACGGAUUGGAGGCGACAUAUUCGCGGUGAAGCUUUUCAAACAGGUAAAGAACGUAUCCUGGAAGAAGCUGUGGGACGUGUUUCGAAAGGAAAUGGAAACUCAUCGAUUGUGCCGACAUCCAAACAUUUUAGAGUCGUUGGGCUGCUUCUCCGAUGAGACGCGUUACUGUCUGGUCUAUCCUUACAUGUCAAAGGGGUCGCUCUUCCACAGACUCCAUCAUCAGAACAGUGGGCCCCCCUUGUCCUGGCAAGAACGUCUCGACGUCAUCAACGGGAUCGCCAAGGCCUUACAUCACCUCCAUACGGCCCAACCAUGCGCAGUCAUCUGUGGGAAUCUUUCCAGUUCCAACAUACUCCUGGAUGACGCCAUGCAAGCCAAGCUGUCCGAUUUCGGCUUGGCCCGACUACGUCCUCAUUCGGCCAACCGUCUUUCCACCAUCACCUUGGGUGCGGGUUCCCACGGCAACUCGGCGUACCUCCCCGAGGAGUACCUCCGAAAUGGCAAACUCUCCGCCGCUUUGGAUGUUUUCAGCUUCGGAAUGGUCGUCAUGGAAACGGUGACAGGACGCAAGGUCGUCGCGGAGAUGCCGAAACGUACGCUGCUGCGCGAUUUGCUCACCUCCGAAGCGGAAGACGGCGGCGGGGUGGACUCUUGCCUGCAGUUUUUGGAUGCGUCUGCCGGUCGAUGGCCGACGUCUUUGGCGCGCAGUCUGCUGGAUCUUUCCUUGCAAUGCGUCGCCAGUCACCCCAGCAGGCCCAGCAUGGAGAACGUUCUUCAGACAUUGGGUCAGUUGCUUCCACCACCCAGCUACUUGUCUUUGGAUCGCCCUCACAGUCUGGAUGACGGCGCCCCGAUCGGCAUCCAGCACAACCCGCCGCCCAGCAUCCCCGUCGAGCACGACGAACAGCGCAGCCUCCCCGGCUCGCCGAAUCAGGCGCGGCCCUGCGAGUGCAGCCAGUCGGAGGUGACGUACAUAAGCGCCACCGAGAUUGAGGAUGUCGAAAACAAAGGAGAAGGAAAUCCGUCGGACGGAAGUUGGCCGGUACAAUGCAGCUGCCAAGCUGAAACAGGUCUGUCCUGUGAGGACUGCAGGGCGAAUGGUUUUAGCAGUAUGAACUCGGAGUUAGCUAAGUAGCCGGCCUUUGUUUUUCUUUUUAAUGUUGUACGGUACGAGAUAAGCUCUUAAAAGUUUUUUUGUGUUUUUUUUCUGAACACAAUUUUAGAUGAAGCUAUUUUUUGUUGUGGUAAAGUAUAGAAUUUCAUGUACCUCAUAUCAUCAAAUAGUGGCCUCGUGAUUCACUGAUGCUUGAACAAAUACAUGCCCCCCCCCCCCUUUGAGUAAACACAGGUCGCCACUAAAUAAAUAACUAAAUAAACAACCCUCGUAAAUGUUUGAAAAAUAUGGUGUCCACCACCCCUCUACAACAUUUCCGGAAAAUUGGUUCUGUGUAUAUAUAUGUUUUGCAGAUGCAAAAUGUAUGUUUAUAACUCUAACACACAUAAACACUAUGAAUAAAACUCAAGCUGUGA